Onychomys torridus (southern grasshopper mouse) is the source of this 3246-nucleotide messenger RNA. It is a transcript of the gene Atp2a1, whose product is annotated as ATPase sarcoplasmic/endoplasmic reticulum Ca2+ transporting 1. Gene Ontology annotation, biological process: calcium ion transmembrane transport; intracellular calcium ion homeostasis. Bases 4 to 3009 code for a protein of 1001 amino acids. Lineage: Eukaryota; Metazoa; Chordata; Mammalia; Rodentia; Cricetidae. The transcript has 22 exons. Gene Ontology annotation, molecular function: P-type calcium transporter activity; ATP binding; ATP hydrolysis activity. Gene Ontology annotation, cellular component: membrane. The record is from RefSeq and is a predicted model, not a curated record.
ACAAUGGAGGCCGCACACUCCAAGUCCACAGAGGAAUGUUUGUCCUAUUUUGGGGUGAGCGAGACCACAGGCCUUACCCCAGACCAAGUAAAGCGGCAUCUGGAAAAAUACGGCCCCAAUGAGCUCCCUGCUGAGGAAGGCAAGUCCCUGUGGGAGUUGGUGGUGGAGCAGUUUGAAGACCUGUUGGUGCGCAUCCUUCUGCUGGCCGCCUGCAUUUCCUUCGUGCUGGCCUGGUUUGAGGAAGGGGAAGAGACUGUCACGGCCUUCGUUGAGCCUUUUGUCAUUCUCUUGAUCCUCAUUGCCAACGCCAUUGUCGGGGUUUGGCAGGAACGGAAUGCAGAGAAUGCCAUCGAGGCUCUGAAAGAAUAUGAACCUGAGAUGGGGAAGGUCUAUCGGGCUGACCGAAAGUCAGUGCAAAGGAUCAAGGCCAGGGACAUUGUCCCUGGCGAUAUUGUGGAGGUGGCUGUGGGGGACAAAGUCCCAGCAGACAUCCGCAUCCUCUCCAUCAAAUCCACCACCCUCCGGGUCGACCAGUCCAUCCUGACAGGGGAGUCUGUAUCUGUCAUCAAGCACACAGACCCUGUCCCUGACCCUCGAGCCGUAAACCAGGACAAGAAGAACAUGCUCUUCUCAGGUACCAACAUUGCAGCCGGCAAGGCCGUGGGCAUCGUGGCCACCACUGGUGUGAGUACUGAGAUUGGCAAGAUCCGAGACCAAAUGGCUGCCACUGAGCAGGACAAGACACCACUGCAGCAGAAGCUUGAUGAGUUUGGGGAGCAGCUGUCCAAGGUCAUCUCCCUCAUCUGUGUGGCUGUCUGGCUUAUCAACAUUGGACAUUUCAACGACCCUGUCCAUGGGGGCUCCUGGUUCCGGGGGGCCAUUUACUACUUCAAGAUUGCUGUGGCCUUGGCUGUGGCAGCCAUCCCAGAAGGGCUACCUGCUGUCAUCACCACCUGCUUGGCCUUGGGUACCCGCCGGAUGGCAAAGAAGAACGCCAUCGUGAGGAGCUUGCCCUCUGUGGAGACCCUGGGCUGCACCUCUGUCAUCUGUUCUGACAAAACAGGAACCCUCACCACCAACCAGAUGUCGGUUUGCAAGAUGUUCAUCAUUGACAAGGUGGAUGGGGAUGUCUGCUCGCUGAAUGAGUUCUCCAUCACAGGCUCCACCUAUGCUCCUGAGGGAGAGGUCUUGAAGAAUGAUAAGCCAAUCCGAGCAGGGCAGUAUGAUGGGCUGGUGGAGCUGGCCACCAUCUGUGCCCUCUGCAAUGACUCCUCCUUGGACUUUAAUGAGACCAAAGGUGUCUAUGAGAAGGUGGGCGAGGCUACAGAGACAGCCCUCACCACCUUGGUGGAGAAGAUGAAUGUGUUCAACACUGAAGUGAGGAGCCUCUCUAAAGUGGAGAGGGCCAACGCCUGUAAUUCGGUGAUCCGCCAGCUAAUGAAGAAGGAAUUCACCCUGGAAUUCUCCCGAGACAGAAAGUCUAUGUCUGUCUACUGUUCCCCAGCUAAGUCGUCUCGGGCUGCUGUAGGAAACAAGAUGUUUGUCAAGGGUGCCCCUGAGGGGGUCAUCGACCGCUGCAAUUAUGUGCGUGUUGGCACAACCCGUGUGCCAUUGACGGGCCCGGUGAAGGAAAAGAUCAUGUCAGUAAUCAAGGAGUGGGGCACUGGUCGGGACACCCUACGAUGCCUGGCCCUGGCCACCCGGGACACACCCCCCAAGCGAGAGGAGAUGGUUCUGGAUGACUCGGCCAAGUUCAUGGAGUAUGAGAUGGACCUGACAUUUGUUGGUGUUGUGGGCAUGCUGGAUCCACCCCGCAAGGAGGUCACAGGCUCUAUCCAGCUGUGCCGUGAUGCUGGGAUCCGAGUGAUCAUGAUCACCGGGGACAACAAGGGUACAGCCAUUGCUAUCUGCCGACGAAUUGGCAUCUUUUCGGAGAAUGAGGAGGUGACAGAUCGUGCCUACACUGGCCGAGAGUUUGAUGAUCUGCCCCUGGCUGAGCAGCGGGAAGCCUGCAGACGCGCCUGCUGCUUUGCCCGUGUCGAGCCCUCACACAAGUCCAAGAUUGUUGAGUACCUGCAGUCCUAUGAUGAGAUCACAGCCAUGACAGGGGAUGGUGUCAAUGAUGCCCCUGCCCUGAAGAAGGCCGAGAUUGGCAUUGCCAUGGGAUCUGGUACUGCUGUGGCUAAGACCGCCUCUGAGAUGGUCCUAGCUGAUGAUAACUUCUCCACCAUCGUGGCUGCUGUGGAGGAGGGCCGCGCCAUCUACAACAACAUGAAGCAGUUCAUCCGCUACCUCAUUUCCUCCAACGUGGGCGAGGUGGUCUGUAUCUUCCUGACAGCCGCCUUGGGGCUGCCCGAGGCCCUGAUCCCUGUGCAGCUGCUAUGGGUGAACCUGGUGACUGAUGGGCUCCCUGCUACGGCCCUGGGAUUCAACCCACCUGACCUGGACAUCAUGGACCGUCCCCCCAGGAGUCCCAAGGAGCCUCUCAUCAGUGGCUGGCUCUUUUUCCGCUACAUGGCAAUUGGGGGCUAUGUGGGUGCAGCCACUGUGGGAGCAGCUGCCUGGUGGUUCUUGUAUGCAGAAGAUGGGCCUCAUGUCAGCUACCACCAGCUGACUCACUUUAUGCAGUGCACUGAGCACAACCCUGAAUUUGAUGGCCUGGACUGUGAGGUCUUUGAGGCCCCUGAGCCCAUGACUAUGGCCUUGUCUGUGUUGGUGACCAUUGAGAUGUGCAAUGCUCUCAAUAGCCUGUCUGAGAACCAGUCUCUACUACGGAUGCCGCCCUGGGUGAACAUCUGGCUGCUGGGUUCCAUCUGCCUGUCCAUGUCCCUCCACUUCCUCAUCCUCUAUGUUGACCCCUUGCCGAUGAUCUUCAAGCUCCGGGCCCUGGACUUUACCCAGUGGCUCAUGGUCCUCAAGAUCUCACUUCCAGUCAUUGGCCUAGACGAGCUUCUCAAGUUCAUUGCUCGGAACUAUCUGGAGGAUCCAGAAGAUGAAAGAAGGAAGUAACCAGCCCUUUUGCCCUGUCCUCCCCACCCUAGCAACGCAUCUUCAGCCAGAGCUGAGACACAGACCCUUCUUCUCCCCCAAUUCUGUUUAUAAACAAAGUUCCCUGCCCCUCUGUUCCUCUUCAGCAACCUGCCCUCCCUCUGAACCUUGUAAAUCCCCUUCCCAACCUCAUGGGGCUGGCAGGGACAAGGCGGCUGACUGAGCUGAGCUGCUUAUUUAUUGAAAAUAAAUGACAGA